AGGCGCCGCCAAAGGAGCGGCCGCCUCGCUGCCCCCACCUCCGAGCGCAGGGCGGCCGCACACCACGCAGAGCCCACCGCCCGGCCCCGGCGCGCGGCUGGCGGCUGGCGGUAGGGUGGGCUGCGCCGCGCCUGGCCGCGGGGCUGCGGGGCCAGGGACCGCCGCGCCCACCGGUUCCCGCCGCCCCGCCGCGCGGACCCAGCGCCAGUGCGCGGGCGGGGGCGGCGCGCCGCGGUGGCCGAGCGUCCCGCGUGCGCCCCGCGGAGCCGCGCGCAGACCCGCCGGCCGUCGGGGGCGCGGCCGGCCGCCCGAGCCCACACCUGUCCGGCCGCGGCGGCCCGGCGCCUGUGUCGCGCCGCAGUCGGGGGCAUCGGAGGCAGCGAGGGCGAAGAGAGCCGGCGGAGGCGAGGCCCGCGCUCAGGAGGAAGCCGCGCCCGGCCGGAGGCCUCGGACCCCGAGCCCCGAGCUCCACCGCACCAUGGCCCCGAAGCUGCUCCUCCUCCUCUGCCUGUUCUCGGGCUUGCACGCGCGAUCCAGAAAGGUGGAAGAGGAUGAAUAUGAAGAUUCAUCAUCAAACCAAAAGUGGGUCUUGGCUCCAAAAUCCCAAGACACCGAUGUGACUCUUAUUCUCAACAAGUUGCUAAGAGAAUAUGAUAAAAAGCUGAGGCCGGACAUUGGAAUAAAACCGACCGUAAUUGAUGUUGACAUCUAUGUUAACAGCAUUGGUCCUGUGUCCUCAAUAAACAUGGAAUACCAAAUUGAUAUAUUUUUUGCUCAGACCUGGACAGACAGUCGCCUUCGAUUCAACAGCACAAUGAAAAUACUUACUCUGAACAGCAACAUGGUGGGGUUAAUAUGGAUUCCAGAUACAAUCUUCCGCAAUUCUAAAACUGCAGAGGCUCACUGGAUUACCACCCCCAAUCAGCUCCUCAGAAUUUGGAAUGAUGGGAAAAUCCUUUACACCUUAAGGCUCACCAUAAACGCAGAGUGCCAGCUGCAGCUGCACAACUUCCCCAUGGAUGAGCACUCCUGCCCACUGAUUUUCUCCAGCUAUGGCUACCCCAAAGAAGAAAUGAUUUAUAGAUGGAGAAAAAAUUCAGUUGAGGCAGCUGAUCAGAAAUCCUGGCGGCUUUAUCAGUUUGACUUCAUGGGCCUCAGAAACACCACAGAGAUCGUGACAACAUCUGCAGGGGAGUAUGUUGUCAUGACUAUAUACUUUGAAUUGAGUAGAAGAAUGGGAUACUUCACUAUUCAAACAUACAUUCCCUGCAUACUGACUGUGGUUUUAUCCUGGGUCUCCUUUUGGAUCAAAAAAGAUGCUACACCAGCAAGAACAGCAUUAGGCAUCACCACAGUGCUGACCAUGACCACACUCAGCACCAUAGCCAGGAAGUCCCUGCCCCGUGUGUCCUAUGUGACUGCCAUGGACCUCUUCGUGACUGUGUGCUUCUUGUUUGUCUUUGCUGCUCUGAUGGAGUAUGCUACCCUCAACUAUUAUUCAAGUUGUAGAAAACCAACCACCACCAAGAAGAAAACAUCGUUAUUACAUCCAGAUUCCUCAAGAUGGAUUCAUGAGCGAAUAAGCCUACAAGCUCCCUCCAACUAUUCUCUCCUCGACAUGAGGCCACCACCACCUGCGAUGAUCACUUUAAACAAUUCCGUGUACUGGCAGGAAUUUGAGGAUACCUGUGCCUAUGAGUGUCUGGACGGCAAAGACUGUCAAAGCUUCUUCUGCUGCUAUGAAGAAUGCAAAUCAGGAUCAUGGAGAAAAGGGCGUAUUCACAUAGACAUCUUGGAGCUGGACUCGUAUUCCCGGGUCUUUUUCCCUACAUCAUUCCUGCUCUUCAACUUGGUCUAUUGGGUCGGAUAUCUGUAUCUCUAAAUGUUGUUCCUGAUGAGUGAAAAGCUAAGGGUUCCCCUCUUUACCUUCUGCCCUCCCAAGACCAGUAGUGACCAAUUGGAGUAGCAAGGAAGGACACUGUUAAGUUUAUCUGAAGUUAUAUUAGCUUUGAGCAGCGCAGGAGUACGUGGCAAAUAUUUCUAUCAUGUAUUUCACACUCACACGUGUGCGCACACACAAACACACAAGUUAAUUGAGUUUUAAAGUGAUAUUCUUGCUAAUCCCUUACUGAAUCUGUAACUUGGUGAUGUUUAUGAGUGGUUUUUGGAUAUUGGAAGCAGCUGCCCAUUUUCCUUGCAAAGAAAUCUAUAAAACAUGCAAGCAAAUAUCUGAGAAGCUCUCUCAGGCCCGGACCCCUUCUGUAUCUUCCUUUGCAGCCCUUGGCAGCACCAGUGCCCAUGUGUGCAGAGUCAUUGCCCAGGUGUGCAGUGUCCCAGACUCUUUCAUACUGACCUCAGCCCCGGGGUCCCGGGCAGCCUGAGUUCAAAUGUGAACUGCAGUUUAGAUUCAGUUUCCUCUCGCUGUGGCCUCUUUUGCUGUGGCACCACAGUCGUUAGCUAGCAUUCCUUUAUCUGAUGACCUCACCCUAGGCUCCAGAGGAUGUAUAUGCAUCAUCACAAGUUUCCAGUUGAGGAAAAACUAUGAUUUUCAAAAUUCUUGCGUUGGUGAAGUCAACACUGUUGGUUAUCUCUGAAUAUCAGGAGGUUAUUACUUUAUUCCAAACUGCUGGAAGUCGGUAGCAUUUGAACAUUGGGUUCUUGGACUAGUUCAGCUUGAGUUCAACAUUUUACCUUAAGAGUUGUGUUUUACUCGACCAAGGUGCAACCCCAAAGUAUGUUAUAUUAUUAUGGGUUCAAUGGUUAUCUUCAUCUUGCAAAGAAAGGUAUAGAGCAUUCACAAGCCUUUGUCUUGAAAAUAUUUUCCAGAGUGUGAAAGAAAUGUAGAUAGAGUUUUAAAAUUUCUUAGUGACUAUUAACUUUCAAGUCAAAUCAACUUUAGAUGCAAAAAAAAUGGGUAAUGGCUAUCAUAUCAUGAUAUAUUUUGAUGAACAAAAAUUAUUUUAUACUUUGAAAUAUGAAUACAUAGCAAAAUCCCAAAGAAAAAAAUUCCCUGAAAUUAUUACUCUUUUGAUAUUUUUAUAACACAAAACCAACUUGCUUCUUGAUGUUAGUUCUUUCUUAUAACUGGAUGCCAGUGUGUACUUCACAAGACUCUUCAGAAGCUUCCCACCAUUGAUAGGGAAAAAAAAAGUCCUACUAAUUUGUUAAUAAUGCUUUGGCAUUAUUAAAAUUUUGGUACUAAAAUUUUGGUACCAGAAUCUCUGUGCUGCUCAUCUUUCUCAACCAAAAAAUUGAAUUAAUUUUACUGGAAACCAUAAAAUUUUAUUUUAAUUAUCUAUUGUACAUAUUAUUAUUACUCAGAAAAAAGGUAAAACAUUACGCAGAGAUAGUAUAUAAAAGUGCUGAUUUUACACAAUUUACUGGAUGCAGACCAGACACAGAUGGAGAUGGGAAUGGAAGAGGCCAAAAAGUUGAAAUCAGAUGAGUCUGUUUAUUUUUAUGAGCAUCAUUACUAAUCAAGUGUAUGCAAACAUAUUGAUACACGAUCACCCAGUUUUCAAGGACUGAGUCUAUAUAGUGUGAGACAUUCAAGCCCAUUGCUUUUCUUCCUGUCAACUCCUUGCUUUUGAUUUGAUGGUUGCUACAUAGGCCACAAGCCAAUUGGCUUCUGUUUAGCAAAUUCAGUUUUAAAAAUAAAAUAAUGAUAAAUAUUUGUGGCGAAACAGGUCGAACCUAUUGGCUUAAAGGAGAAUUUCACCUAGUAGCAGCCUCGUUUUGUCUCUCAUGCAUAAACCACCUCCAGGGCUUGGCGGAGUCAGUCUGGAGGCACCCUGACCAAAGGAAUCCCACCACAUCGCACCAGAGCACUGAGCACCCAGGGAAGGCGGCCCAAGGUCGGUCAUCUUCAAACACAAUUUCCAACUUCAUGCAUUUAUAAUUUCUAAGAAUAUGAAGAAUGUCAACAUGUUAUGUCUUAAAAGAAGUUCUGGAGGGAACUGAAUUUUUUAGUGAAAUUCUUCUUGGGAGGAAAAUAACCUAAAAGCAUUUUUAUAACAUAGAUUUGGUCCAAUUUUACCUUAAAAUUUUUUUACUGAUGCCUCUUGUUUCAAAGCCACUAAAUAUUUGGGUGUCCUUGACAACUCUCAUGAAAGUAUAUAUAUAGGAUGUAUAUAGCUAUAACCUGUUUUCUGAAUCCAACCUUUCUCUUCUCUUCAACCUCAGUUGUCCUGCUGACCUAAACACACUAGUUCAUGGCUCCCUUUCCAUGAAGGAGAACCUUCACUCAACAGAGUCUAAUAGAUGUUCACUCCUGGAGCAUAAAAUAGAUUCCUGCACCUAGAGCAAUCUCCCCACCAGGGGGUCUGACUAAAUGAAACUAAAGCAUCCCCAAGAGCAUGCCAAUGCCUGUUUCUCUGCAGGCUUACCUAUUCAUCUUCUCUUUAUCGAUCAGCUCAUGAGAUGAGCCUUUUCAGCCCACAAUAGAGGAGAGUCCUGUGCACCUCACACAAGUGCAGAGCUCAGGGGCUUGUUAAGUAUAUCUGAGUUUACUUUUUGGAGGACUGAAGGGGAGGAGCACCGAGAGAGUGUGAGGGAAAUGCAUCACUCUUUAAUCGAAGGACUCUCUUUUGCCAGUAUGUUUGGUUAGUAGGCAUAUGUGUGGGGCACACUGUGUGAGACUGUUCCACACAGACCCUGCACCCUAAUAGCUCUGCCCAGCUUGCUUUGCAUGUAGAAUUAGGAAAUACUUUUGGUGAUUGUGUGGCAGCUGUGGGGAAGUUGUCUGAGUGACCUGCAUUCCAAAGGUGCUACUGUGUUCCUCACUUUCAGAAAUAACUUUAAAUUGAGGAUAUGACAGUUCUGCAUUUUGGCAAGGAUUCCAAAUUUCUGACCACUGUGGAUCAUACGUACAACUGUGACUAUCUCUCUUUUAAGCUGCAUCGAGGUGGAAAGAGAGAGAGAAGAAAAGGCAUUUCACCUUAAUGGAAUUAGAGGGAAAGGCCUCUUCAUAGCCUAGAAAGUUUCAGUUUCUGCAAAGUCUCACCACCACCGACCAGAACAGAGACUCAGAUACUGGACCUAGAAGGAUGAUGUUACUAUAAUUUACUCUGGACCCAGCCAAUACUGCCCCCAAUUUAACCAACAUAUGCCUUAAAACAACACAUAAAGCUCAAAUAAUACACAUCUUGUAUGUUUUCCAUUUCCUGUGAUCAGCUAUAUUUCAUGCUAGGUUUUAUUUAUCUUUUAUGAAUUGAUGAAGACAGGAUUUCAUUUCUUUCCAUGCCAAACAGUCUUAUCCUUAAUUUUAUAUCAAAUUAGUUAAGGACAAAGUUUUUAUGGAUUCUUCAAUUGAGGAAAUGCUUGUCCUUGAUAGCAAAGCAUUUCCAGGCUACACAUGGGAAACUGGGGCCAAUCUAAAAGUCAGCGACAUAGUGCUUGUGACAGGAUGUGAGCGUCCACCUAGAACCUUCACACCGAGUCAUUUUACCUGGCCAUAGCUUGUUGCUAUAAAAGUAUUUAGGCAUAUGUUUUGCUGCUCUGCAAAAUAUCACACUCUGAAAGCAAAAGGGGGUAAUCGAUAACCCCAUUUUGCACUGAUGAAUACUUGCCACAGCUGGGAAGCAACUGGCACUAUUUACCUAAAGGGCUAGAAAAUAAGCCAAACCAAACCUCUUCUUCCUUGAUCAUUUUUAUCUUGGCUGCCAGUAACUUAAAACUUUCUGUGAUUUCCUUUGCAGACUUGAAAAAUUAUAACUGAUCUCCAACCAUUUUACUUAUAUAUGCUUAUAUAUGUCCAAUCAAUGCUCUCAAGACACAAAACAUUUUGAAUUCUCUCCAUUAUCUUGCAACUGUCUGAGUGCUUUUUCUGAGUUUAUAAACUAUAUGCAUAUGAAAUUUCAUCUUCAAUUUCUAUAAAAAAAUUUGUGAAUGACUUGGGAUAAACAUAAUUGGAUGUAAAUAUACAUUGAAAUGUUUACUAUCAGUCUUGGGCUUCAGAAGACUAUCAAUUUUAAAAUAUUCAGAAAGGUGUCUGGAAACAAGGGGGAAAGAACCAGAUAGUAAAUACAUUGUAAAUGUGAAAUUCACAAUUUCCUGUUGGGCCCCCUUCAAAUUGCCCAAAACUGAGGAAGUGUGUAAUCUGUUCAUAGUUUUUUCUCAAAUUUACUUGUAGGAAACAUUCAGGUCCACACAGUUUAGCAGUACUUCCACAUUGUAUAAUCACAUCCAAAAAAACAAAAAAUAACAAUUCAGGCUAAAUGACAGACCCCUUCUUGUAUUCUUUGUUGACUUACUUUUUACUAUAAAAAUAGAUUUCUAUCAUUAUA
Diceros bicornis minor is the source of this 6284-nucleotide messenger RNA. RefSeq names its product gamma-aminobutyric acid type A receptor subunit gamma3 (gene GABRG3). The record is from RefSeq and is a predicted model, not a curated record. Gene Ontology annotation, biological process: gamma-aminobutyric acid signaling pathway; signal transduction; monoatomic ion transmembrane transport. Bases 479 to 1882 code for a protein of 467 amino acids. Gene Ontology annotation, molecular function: benzodiazepine receptor activity; inhibitory extracellular ligand-gated monoatomic ion channel activity; GABA-A receptor activity. Gene Ontology annotation, cellular component: synapse; GABA-A receptor complex; postsynapse. Lineage: Eukaryota; Metazoa; Chordata; Mammalia; Perissodactyla; Rhinocerotidae. The transcript is spliced from 10 exons.